Mesorhabditis belari is the source of this 219-nucleotide messenger RNA. The record is from the annotation of a GenBank genome assembly. Lineage: Eukaryota; Metazoa; Nematoda; Chromadorea; Rhabditida; Rhabditidae.
AUGCCUGGGAUCAUUGACAAAACUAAAGAAGCCGUCUCUAACGCUGCUGAUGCGGUGAAGGACAAGUACCACGAUUUGACCGAUUCGGCUCAACAGCACGAGGAACGAGCUCGCGAGAAGGCUGAGAGCGCCUGGAGCGAGGCCAAGGAUAAAGCGCAUGAGGCGAAGGAAAGCGCAAAGGAUUGGAUGGAAGACAAGUACGAGAACAUCAAGGAACAC